Pipistrellus nathusii (Nathusius's pipistrelle) is the source of this 882-nucleotide messenger RNA. NCBI's taxonomy places the organism in Eukaryota, Metazoa, Chordata, Mammalia, Chiroptera, Vespertilionidae. The record is from the annotation of a GenBank genome assembly.
AUGGACAUCUCCACCGGCCACCUGGUUCUGGCCUACAUGGAGGACCACCUGAGGAACAAGAACCGGCUGGAGCAGGAGUGGGAGGCGCUGUGCGCGUACCAGGCGGAGCCCAGCAGCACGCUCGUGGCCCAGCGGGAGGAGAACGCGCCCAAGAACCGCUGCCCGGCGGUGCUGGCCUACGACCAUUCCCGGGUCCUGCUGAAGCCGGAAAACAGCCACAGCAACUCGGACUACAUCAACGCCAGCCCCAUCAUGGACCACGACCCCAGGAGCCCCGCGUACAUUGCCGCCCAAGGACCGCUGCCCGCCACCGUGGCCGACUUCUGGCAGAUGGUGUGGGAGAGCGGCUGCGUGGUCCUCGUCAUGCUGGCCCCGCUGGCCGAGAACGGCGUCCGGCAGUGCUACCACUACUGGCCCGACGCGGGCUCCAACCUCUACCACGUCUACGAGGUGAACCUGGUCUCUGAGCACGUCUGGUGCGAGGACUUCCUGGUGCGGAGCUUCUACCUGAAGAACCUGCAGACCAGCGAGACGCGCACGGUGACGCAGUUCCACUUCCUGAGCUGGUAUGACCAGGGCGUGCCGUCCUCCACGCGGUCCCUCCUGGACUUCCGCAGAAAAGUAAACAAGUGCUACAAAGGCCGCUCUUGUCCAAUAAUUGUUCAUUGCAGCGACGGCGCGGGCAGAAGCGGCACCUACAUCCUGAUCGACAUGGUUCUCACCAAGAUGGCCAAAGGCGCCAAGGAGAUGGACAUGGCAGCCACCCUGGAGCACCUGCGGGACCAGAGGCCGGGCAUGGUCCAGACCAAGGCGCAGUUCGAGUUCGCUCUGACCGCAGUGGCCGAGGAGGUCAACGCCAUCCUCCAGGCCCUUCCGCAGUGA